Messenger RNA from Lycium ferocissimum, 1530 nucleotides. RefSeq names its product polyadenylate-binding protein-interacting protein 8-like. Bases 347 to 1315 code for a protein of 322 amino acids. Lineage: Eukaryota; Viridiplantae; Streptophyta; Magnoliopsida; Solanales; Solanaceae. Gene Ontology annotation, molecular function: RNA binding. The record is from RefSeq and is a predicted model, not a curated record. The transcript is spliced from 10 exons.
UCUACAAAACCUCAACCAAAAAACAAGAAUACCACCAAAAUCCACUGACCUUUCUGUUACUGAAAUUUUGUUUUCCUUCCUAUAAAUAAAAACCCUAUUAGCUUUUUUCUACUACUAUCUUUUUCUCUACUCUACCUCUUCCUUUGUCUCUCUCAACACUUUCAUUUUUUCCAUUUAAUUUUCCCCAAAUGGGUCUUUAUCACUAAGAUUAAUUUACAAAAGAUCAAAAAAUUCCAUUUUUGCACAAAAGGGGUUGCUUAAAUUUAUCUGAAUUGCACAAUUCUAGUAUUUUCUUGAAAUUUAAGGUUUUUUUUUUUUUUGUGGGUUUUAAGGUUUUUAAUUUUCAAUGGCUGUGUGUGGUGAAACAACAGUGGUUGAAACACCUGAUGUUCAAUCUCUUUCACCAAACACUGAUAAUAAUAAUAAUAAUAAUAAUAAUAAUGGUGUUGUUAAUGAAGAAUCUGAUUUGAUCUCUAGUGAAAAAUCAUCAGAUAAUAAUAAUAAUAAUUAUCAAAUGCAAGAAUUUGUUGAUAUGUUGAAGAAACUGAAGUUGAAUCCAUCAGCUAAGGAAUUUUUUCCUUCUUCUUAUAAUAAUAAUAAUAAUCGUGGGGUUGAUCAGAUGCUUCUCAGUAACUUUGUACCAGCUAACAAGACUGAUGGUUUUAACAGAAGGAGAGGCAACAACUAUAACCAGGGCAAAAGGAGAAUGAACAAUAGAGCUUAUAAGGCUCAAAGAGAAGAUAGCAUCAGGCGAACAGUAUAUGUUUCUGAGAUAGAUAACAACGUUACCGAAGAGCAGCUUGCUGCUUUGUUUAGUGCUUAUGGACAAGUUGUUGACUGCCGAAUUUGCGGUGAUCCUCAUUCCCGUCUUCGCUUUGCUUUCGUGGAGUUCUCUGACGAAUCAGACUCUGCGAGAGCAGCACUUAGCCUUUGUGGGACAAUAUUAGGUUUCUCUCCGCUGAAGGUCCUACCUUCAAAAACUGCUAUUCUACCCGUGAAUCCUACAUUCCUUCCAAGGUCAGAGGAUGAGCGUGAGAUGUGCGCCAGGACAGUCUAUUGUACAAAUAUUGAUAAGAAGGUUACUCAGGUUGACGUUAAGACUUUUUUUGAAACAAGAUGUGGUGAGGUUUCUCGUCUGAGGCUUUUGGGGGAUCACGUGCACUCAACCCGCAUUGCUUUUGUUGAGUUUGUAAUGGCUGAGAGUGCAAUUUUGGCGUUAGACUGUUGCGGUGAGGUAUUGGGAUCCCAACGCAUCAGGGUGAGUCCUUCAAAAACACCAGUGAGGCCACGGCUUCCCCGUGCCAUGAUGCAGUAGCCGAUGCGUGUGCUCAUGACCUGGAAAAAGAGUUCAGGCAAGCCCUCUCGGAAGACUUGGAGGUGCAGGAAAGUGAGACAAAAAUCUGUUUCAGUAAUUUCAAUCAUCUUUUCUUUUUAUUUUCCUUUUUGACUGCCUUACAGUAACUUUAUUGGUACUGAGCUUGACAUAACCUCCGCGUAACAAACUUUUAAUUGGAAUAUCCGUACCUUUAG